This is a messenger RNA of Dibothriocephalus latus, 519 nucleotides long. Lineage: Eukaryota; Metazoa; Platyhelminthes; Cestoda; Diphyllobothriidea; Diphyllobothriidae. The record is from the annotation of a GenBank genome assembly.
AUGAUCAAAAUAUCCAAGGACUAUUCCAAAGUGCCCCGUUGGUUAAAUGUUUCUCGAUCCCUGGUACCGGACUUUGUCGUUGUUGAUCCCAAGGUCUGGGAAAUUACCGGCACAGAGUUCACACGAGCCGGUGAUCACACCGCUGGGGCCGACAACGCCGGUGCUAAGGGCAUUUCCAUUCGUUUUCCUCGAGUCACUAAACUUCGCCCCGACAAAACCUGGAAAGAGGCCACCGAUGUGCCGCGUUUGGAAGCCUUGAUGCAGACCUCCACCUCGCUGUCUGAUUGGGUUGAUAAGCUCAACGCUCUCUCUUCACCGAACAGCAACAAACGUCCUGCCCCCUCCUCGUCCUCUGACUCUCCCGGCCCUUCUCCUUGCAAGGCAGGAUCUCAACCAAACUCCAAUCACUGUCGACUGGAUCAACAACUCGAUAUGUCAGUCAAAGCUGCUGCCCCUGCCUGCGGUUUCAUGAAAUUUGAUGCUCUUUUUCUGGGCUGUGGAUUGACUUUUACUCUAUGA